Molecule: messenger RNA, 5418 nt
Organism: Pogoniulus pusillus (Red-fronted tinkerbird)
Lineage: Eukaryota; Metazoa; Chordata; Aves; Piciformes; Lybiidae
Gene: ARIH2
Product: ariadne RBR E3 ubiquitin protein ligase 2
Exons: 16
Coding region: 277-1749 (490 amino acids)
Biological process (GO): positive regulation of proteasomal ubiquitin-dependent protein catabolic process; ubiquitin-dependent protein catabolic process; protein polyubiquitination
Cellular component (GO): cytoplasm; ubiquitin ligase complex
Molecular function (GO): ubiquitin protein ligase activity; zinc ion binding; ubiquitin conjugating enzyme binding
Source: RefSeq, a predicted model, not a curated record
CCGCCAAGCAGGGAGGUGACAUGCUGGGAAGCCUGUUCCAUGUCAUGCAGUCCCAAAGCAGUCCAGGUUGAGGAAGUACAGCAGAGAGCAUUCAACAUGAUCCUGGGAAUGAAGGAGCUGACUUUGGAGGAGAGACCAGCAAACUGCAAGGUCUUAAUUUGAAGAAGGCUGAAGAAAGGAUACAGAGCUCAGAUGAAAUCAAAAGAACGAUAAAGUUUGGAGGAGAAAAAGAAGCUGCAAUUGCUUUCCUGGUCUGCAGUUUGACAGGGCAUUAAGAUGUCCGUGGACAUGAACAGCCAGGGCUCUGACAGCAAUGAAGAGGAUUAUGACCCUAAUUGCGAGGAGGAGGAAGAGGAUGAGGAUCCUGGGGAUAUUGAGGAUUAUUAUGAUGGGGUAGCUAACGACGUGGAGCAGCAGGGAGCAGAUGCCUUUGAUCCAGAGGAAUAUCAGUUCACCUGCCUCACUUACAAGGAGUCGGAGAGCACUCUGAAUGAACACAUGGCCAGCUUGGCUGCCACGUUAAAGGUAUCACAUGCUGUUGCAAAGCUAGUAUUAGUUAGUUUCCACUGGCAAAUCUCAGAGAUUUUGGAAAGGCAUAAGUCUAAUGCUGCCCAAUUGCUAGUAGAAGCACGAGUUCAGCCCACCUCAUCCAAACAUGCAAUGGUACAUUCCUCCCAUCACUGCGCAGUGUGCAUGCAGUUUGUCCGGAAGGAGAACUUGCUCUCCCUGGCUUGUCAGCACCAGUUCUGUCGCAGCUGCUGGGAGCAGCAUUGUACAGUGCUUGUCAAGGAUGGUGUUGGAGUCGGGGUCUCCUGUAUGGCUCAAGACUGCCUACUUCGGACACCAGAAGACUUUGUGUUUCCAUUGCUGCCUAGUGAAGAGCUGAAAGACAAAUACAGGCGCUACCUCUUCAGGGACUAUGUUGAGAGCCAUUAUCAGCUGCAGCUGUGUCCUGGUGCAGAUUGUCCCAUGGUGAUACAGGUACAAGAGCCAAAAGCCCGGCGAGUGCAGUGCAAUCGUUGCAAUGAGGUCUUCUGCUUUAAAUGUCGGCAGAUGUACCACGCACCCACAGACUGUGCUACCAUUCGGAAGUGGCUCACCAAGUGUGCAGAUGACUCUGAAACAGCCAACUACAUCAGUGCUCACACUAAAGAUUGUCCCAAGUGCAAUAUCUGUAUUGAAAAGAAUGGAGGCUGCAAUCACAUGCAAUGCUCCAAAUGCAAACAUGACUUCUGCUGGAUGUGUCUGGGAGAUUGGAAGACUCACGGCAGCGAGUACUACGAAUGCAGUCGGUACAAAGAGAAUCCUGAUAUUGUAAACCAGAGUCAGCAAGCACAGGCCAGGGAGGCCCUUAAGAAGUACUUGUUCUAUUUUGAGAGGUGGGAGAAUCACAAUAAAAGCCUACAGCUGGAGGCACAGACAUACCAACGAAUCCAGGAGAAAAUCCAAGAAAGAGUUAUGAACAACUUGGGAACAUGGAUAGACUGGCAAUACCUACAAAAUGCUGCAAAACUCCUUGCAAAGUGUCGUUACACUCUGCAGUACACAUAUCCAUAUGCCUACUACAUGGAGUCUGGCCCCAGAAAGAAACUGUUUGAAUACCAGCAAGCCCAGCUGGAAGCUGAAAUUGAAAAUCUCUCAUGGAAGGUGGAGCGAGCAGACAGCUAUGACAGAGGGGACUUAGAGAAUCAGAUGCACAUAGCAGAGCAGAGACGAAGGACCCUGCUGAAAGACUUCCAUGACACAUAAGACAGGAGGGAGUAACAAAGCGCAGGGGUGAGAGCAGCGAGUGAAGUGAUGGCAGCUUCACCAGGAUAAGCAGGCACUGCCUCUGGGAGAACACAGCCAAGGACAAAGCCACCCCUCCCCUUGCAAGUCAGACACAUGCAAACACCACAUCUUAGUCCGGUUCGUUCUCUUAUCUUUCUGUUUCUGUUCCUGCCAGGCUAGAGGCCAGAGUUCAGAUUGGCAUAUUUCCUGGGACAUUUCCCUCCUGCCCUCGAUGGUUGCAGAAAGGGAGGGAGUUUUGCUCUGAAUGGCUGUUCAUAGUAUUAGAUCAUGACAAUUGAUGUGAUUUUCAACGGUUGUACAAUUAUACAGACAAACCUUAGAAUAACACACAACCCUUUUUAAAAAUAAAUUGGCAGUGGAGUGUUUUUCCUUAAUCUGCUUGUAAAUUUAAUGGGCUUUUUCUUUUUUCCCCUCUCUCUCCCUUCCUCUGACCCAAAAAAUCCUCCUGGGCACUGAAGGGGAGGUUACAAAAUGUCUCAGCUACAUUCCCCUAUGCUUUUUUAACCAGGGCAAUGUAGCAUAGGUAUUGCAUGAGGAGAGUGGCUGGUGUCAAGAGUGGCUGCUGCUGUGUCUGAUCCCCACAGUACCAGCAGUGGCUGUGAUUUAGGAUGAUUACAUGUGACAUCUCUUUUCUUUUAAGUCAGCUGUGCAAAAUCCUGUUACACUAACAAAAGCAAACAGAGGAAUUGUAGGGGAGAGACCAGUUUAAUACUCGGGUAUAUACCUUGAGUCAGGUCAGAUUCUGCAUUUGAUAAAUUUUUAGGUCUUCCAUGUAGGUUUUUUGCUUUACUAGGAUUUGGGGUUUUUUUUGUUGUUGGGAGGGUGUUGUAUUGCCAAAGUGAGUGAUGAGGAAAUAGUAGAAUACAGUUGUUAAACAAGGCUUGGGGCUUUUGGAGAUUUGAAACAAUCCACGUUAUUUAACAGUGCCAUGCAGCCUGGUAAAGAUUAUUUGUGCCUGCUGGACAAUAUGGCUGGGAAAAAUUGAUCCCAUUUUGUCAAGGUGAAGCUAAACACUGCUACGUUCUGAGGAGAAAGUAUUACUUACAACACACUCCCUGGCACACGUUGGCAAUGUGAACGGGCACUUGAAUGACAGGUGCACUGCUUGUGCAGAGCCUGCACCAAGCCAGGCAGAAAAUUAACUAGCAAAAUUAAUUUAUUUAUAUAUUAGUAUUGAUACUGGUGGGAACUUACCAGAAAACUGAAUUGUUAGGAGCAUGUGGAGCUUUUUUAUUAACAUUCUUUUUUUCUAAUGUAAAAAAUAUACACUAAAAUAAAAACCUGAAAACCUAGUUCAUCUUCGUAGGGGUUAACAUGAAAAAGGUUACUCAAGUGCUGAUGGUUGCCUGUCUGCUACAGGGAGCAGGCCAUGUGUUAAGAUUUCACAGGCACCUGCACCAGAAGCAUGUUUGCAGCCAGUAAGGUGGAGCUGGAGUCUUGGAUCUGAGGAAAUCCUCACCUUUGUGGGAUUCUCUUCAAUGCUGUAUGUGAAAGUGUUGCCUUUGAUGCCUCCCUGUAUUGCUCUUAUACAAUGUCACUUGAUUAAGAUUAAACUGGAGGGAGGGGGGAAUUACUGAAUUCUUUCAUGUCAGAAUAAGCUAAACCUGCUGUCGGAGCCUUUGUCAUGUACCUGAGACACUUGCUCCAGGUAUUUUGCAGCAUGUGUAAUUGGGCAGGUGGAUUUUAACAAGAUGCAUCAGUUUAAAAGUGAAGUAGCUGUCACAGGAGCUAAUCCUGUGGCCAUGUUUAUUUUACACAGCAGAAAAUGUCAAACUGAGAGGCCUUUUCCUUCCUCCCUCCCAUGGUGUGGGAUGUACCCUCAGGGAACAGGGGAAUGUACUGCCCAGGAGCUGCUGGCAGUGGAGUGGGGCUUACAACAGAAGUGGCUGAGGGUAGAGCAGUGUUUUAGGGAGGUGUCUGGAGCCUGGAAGUGUGAGAGGGAGAGAUCAGCGCUGCUUGCUGCACAAGAGGUCUCUGAACUGUGGCUCCUUGUCUUCCUCCUCUGUCCCAUCCUGUCUUCUUUUGCAAAAGGAGCUAGGUAGUCCUUGCUCCAGCUGCUGUUUCUUGCCUUCAUUCCCUCUCCUGCUCUUGCCAGCACCCUCUUAGUACCCUCCUCAGAAUAUAUUCUGAGAGGUCAGUCUCUUCCUUCCUCUCCCCUUCCCAAAUGAUUUGACAAAGUCUGGGCACACUGGACCUAGGAGAAGGGAUAGUGUUGGGUGAAGUGUGAUGAGACCCAGCAGUUUUCAGUGUGUAGAACUAAUGUUUAAACUAGUCUUUAAAAUGUCAUAUACAAAGUACUAAUUAGGAUAAAAGCUGCUGUCCUUGUCUAACGUGACUAUCCUAACACCUAAUCUCUUUGCAGAACAGGUAUGUGGAGUUUUCCUAAUCCCAAAGAGUUCUCACUUCUGUUAUACAGCUGUCCAGCUUUGGGCUAGAUGAGAAUGGGGUUUUUUGUGCCUCUCUCCCUCCUCCUCUCUCCCAUGCCCCCACAAAAUGCUUUGCUAUGAAUCCUUGUUUGUAGACAAGCUAGACCAUGCUAGCUGUGGCCAAACAUUCUGAACAGACUGCUGAGAUGCUUGGCAGAGAAACAGUAAUAAAUAUUGCACAGGGCACCCCUUAAUUAUUUCAAGUCUUCUGAAACUAUAGUGCUUUGUCAGCAGUUGUGUUUACUUUAGAAGAACACAAAACACCCGUUCUGAAGGUGGUGGAAGUCCUGCUUUGCACAUGCAGAUCCCAUCUCUGUACUCUAGGAAAACAACAGGACUUUAGCUGCCCAGGCAGAGCGACUUCAGUAUCGAUGCCAUACAGAAAGUCAUAUACACCGAGACAAAACGUGCAUAGCACAGGAACUAUUGACACUGUGAGGUGGCUGACACUGUGGGAGAGGCACCCAAGAGGAGGGAAAUAGGAGGUCUCCAAGCCAAAAGAUGAGGUCGGUUUUUUUCCCCCUCUAAUAAGUGCACAGCCCUGUUUGAGCCAGCGAGUUAUUUGAAUGUAGGUGGAUAGAAAGUGGCUCAUGAGCCACUGAGGUACAGGUUUCCCGGUGGUGAAUUACUGCCACAGAUCUGGAAUGUUUGAUCUCUUCUUUUUUUCUCUUUAACUCUUGCACUCCUUCCCAGUCCCUGCCCCACAUGACACCUCUCCGUCCUUGCACCUGAUGCUCUUUUUAUUUCAGCUUUGCAUUGGCUGCCUCGUCUCUAAUAGUCCUCAGGCUUCCCAGACUUGUAACACUGAUCACAUAAACUGCAUGACUGCUGCUCUGCCUGCUGGCGAAGGUGCCGUGCCCGUCGGGAUGGGGGCAGCAGGAGGUUUCUGUACUAUCCUCUUGCACUCUAAGUUUUGAACUUUCUAAGCAGGUGAAAAAAAUAGAACUUUAUUUUUAAAUGAGGCACUUGUUCUGGCAAUUCCUUUCCUCACCCCUGUCUGGUUCAGGCUGUGGGAUAAGGUGGAGGGGAGGACUGUGCUAUACCCCCAACACGGCCUCGGGGGCAUCCACACUGCUGCUGCCACCCCUCGCUUCUCUUCCACAGACCCAGAGAGGGGCAGGGGCGACUAGAACCGCCUGGGAAACGGUUGCCAGAACUGUGCCCGUGGUUUAUUUCAAAUAAAUUGUGACUUUCUAACUUC